ACUUUGAUCUUACUUAUCGCUAAAAUGACAUGUAUCAUUUCUCAAAACUACUGCUCUCAAAGAGUUUAUAAAGCUAUUAAAAAAGGAGGGUCGACUUUACGCCCAGACGAAACCAAAUCAAAUCAUACCGUCAACUCAGAGUUUGUCAAGAUAGAAUGUCUCGAGCUCUGCCAAAAGGAACCAAAAUGUGUUGGAUUCAACUACAGAGACAAGAUGAAUGUUGUGAACUGCCAACUGGCCAACCUCACUGGCAAGACAAAUCACACCGCAAUGAAGGGAGAAGGAGAAUGGAUAUUAAUGAACGAUGAUAAAGCUACCAGCUGCGCCUAUCUUUACAACGAAGGAAUAAGACAAGAUGGUAUUUACACUAUCAAUCCUGACGGCCAGGGAUCGUUUCAAGUCAGAUGUGAUAUGAGCAUCGACGGGGGAGGCUGGACCGUGUUUCAAAGACGAGAAGAUGGAAGUCAAGAUUUCUACCUUGGAUGGUCAGACUAUAAAGCAGGCUUUGGUAAUUUGAGCGGCGAGUUCUGGUUGGGCCUUGAUAAAAUACAUCGUUUGACGAAAUCUGGCCAAAACGUUCUAAGAGUUGAUUUGAUGGAUUUCAAUGGCGCUAAACGUUACGCUAAAUAUGAAAUGUUUAGUGUGGCUGAUGAAUCAGACAAAUACAGAUUGAAUAUUGCCAGUUAUUCAGGAAACGCAAAUGAUUCCCUUGCUUGGCACAAUGGAAUUCAGUUCACUACCAAGGAUAGCGACAAUGAUGUUCAACUACGGAAUUCUUCUUCGAUAUUCCAAGGUGCUUGGUGGUACAAUAAAGGUCAUACAUCCAACCUCAAUGGCCUGUACCGGGGUGCAGAUGAGACACAUAACAAUGGGAUAAAAUGGAGCAAAUGGCAUCGUUAUUCAAUGAAAAUGACGGAGAUGAAAAUUCGUCCAAGUCAGUUUUAAUGUAUUCCUGCACCACCAUUACGAACAAACAUUACCUUGUUUUCGAUGCUUUCAAGCACGUUAUAUA
Molecule: messenger RNA, 1012 nt
Organism: Dendronephthya gigantea
Lineage: Eukaryota; Metazoa; Cnidaria; Anthozoa; Malacalcyonacea; Nephtheidae
Product: fibrinogen C domain-containing protein 1-like
Exons: 4
Coding region: 25-945 (306 amino acids)
Source: RefSeq, a predicted model, not a curated record